AUGUACAAGAAAGCACUUAAUGCGUUUUUUCUCAAGGUUCACCCAGAUUUUUUCCACCACAACCGAGAUCAACAGGUAGUUAAUGAGAACUCGGUUGCACAGCUUAACGAAUUGCUUAGCUGGGCUCGGGAAUUUAAGACAGGCACCUUGAGUCCCCCACCCGCAACGUCAAUCGUGUUCACCUUUUACAGUCGAUUAGAUGAGGGUGAGGAGAUGAUGGGCGUCGACGCCGCACCGUAUGAAGGGGAUGGGGAGAACUUGAUCGAGAAUCGGCGUCUAUGGAAUUCAUCUAAAGCCAUGCCCUCUGGUGCGACGGUUGUGAAUUCCACCUUUGAGCUUCCAGAGGGCUUCGCUGCGAGUGAAGCGAACCGUGGGUUGGUCGAGCGUUCUGUCAACAAGUUCCUUCGCGACCUCCUCCGGCGGGCGGGGUGCAUCGAUUCCAUCACGGAGUCCAUCUCAUCAGCGGAGGAUUCUACCGCCGCUCGGCGGGAGGCGAAGCCUCUCCGUCGGCGCCCCAUAUUGGGGAUCCGCGGCGAGCGAUCCAAAGCGAGGAAUCCAAACUCGCUUCUUGACGAGACGGCGGAGAUGCUCUCGAUGCGGUGGUCGCUCACGCCUAUCCCUACGAUUGAGGAGCUGAUGGAUGGUGACCAGGUUUUUUUCUCCAAGUCGCUCUCCCCACUGCAGUGCUCCGCGGCCCUGCACACACUACGGCGCGACCUUGGCGAGAUGCAGUACGACGUGUGGGAGUCGAUGCCGUUGAUCGUCUCCGACCAUUUCGCAAUGGGCGAGGAGGUCACCGGCAGCCUGACGAUCCCAUGGGAUUUCACAAGCACCCAGUUUGUGAGCUUCCUCAGCCAUAACGCCGCACAGGUGGGAAAGUGCCGGACGGAGGCCCUUAGUUUUGCAACGGAAACCGAGCGUCUGAUCGAGUCGCUUUGUAACACGCUGGGGCUGGAUGAUGUGUUGAUCUCUUGCUCACACCGCUCAGCCCAGCACGCCCUACGUUUACUGGAGCGCAACAAGGAGUUGUUACACCAGUACGGGGUGAGGGAGCUGACGUUGGAGCUGCAGGAAGGGCGUUACGCCACGCGGGCAAACGGGGUGCUCAUCCUCAACGCCUCGAUGCGGGAGGUGAGCGAGCUGCGCACCUGGCUCGAGCGGAUUCACGAGAAGCUGCCCCUGCAGCGGCAGCUCUACGAGGUCGCUAAGCGGCUUCUGGAAACAACGAUGUGGCACCUAAAAGAGUUCCAAACGAUGGCCGAACCCGGCGGGGUGGAUGCCUUCCAGAGCAACGAAUGCACCUACGCGCAGCGGCUAGAGUGGGCAAAGGAGCUCUUUUCCAUCGGUGCCACCCUUGCGCAGUGGGAUUGGAGUGAAUUCACCUUUGUGCUGAGUCCUGUGCUGGAUAUUAACUGGGAAAGUCGCACCAUUGCGCUGCCGUACAACUUUGAUGGGAGGGCCUUGGUGAAGUACGUCGAGGAGAUCCAACGCGACGCAAAGCAGAAAAAGCGUGACGAGUUGUUAAAAGAAACUGCUGCCCAACGCGCUACCGAGGAGGCAACUCGUGAAUAUGAACAUAACCAAGAGCUGCAGCUUGGUGAGCCGACAAAUGGUGCUUCGUAUCUUGGUCAUGUAGUCGAUCUAAGCAGGAGUGGUGGCGGCAAUCCCGCGCGAACGUCUGCAGAUGAUUUCAAAAAAUCAUAUCGCCAAGCGAACCCACACCUGGAAGAGUAUCUUGCUUCCAGCGACGAUCGCAUUGACACGCUGAGCGUCGAGAGGCCUCUUACACACGCUACGGUAUUUAACUCCGAUGCCGAAGCGGAUGAUCAGCUACGGUGGGAGGGCUUUUACCAAAGCCCCUACGUUGAUCAGGUUCCCACCGGUGAUUUGGAUGACAUCGCGCACACGUUUAUGGCAACAAACCGCUGGCAUCGCGACGCGGCCGCGAAGAAGCUGCUCGAGGAGCUUCGAAACAGCUACGGAAGUAAGGGUAGACGUUUUGAUUAUCAGAAGAUGGGGGACGUAUUGGGAAUCAACAAUGUGAAGGUGCAGCCUAAGGGAUUUCCAACUCUCACCCGCGGCUUAAGGCCAGGUGAAGGUUAG
Phytomonas sp. Hart1 is the source of this 2103-nucleotide messenger RNA. The record is from the annotation of a GenBank genome assembly. Lineage: Eukaryota; Euglenozoa; Kinetoplastea; Trypanosomatida; Trypanosomatidae.